Hemibagrus wyckioides is the source of this 5358-nucleotide messenger RNA. It is a transcript of the gene adarb2, whose product is annotated as adenosine deaminase RNA specific B2 (inactive). Gene Ontology annotation, biological process: adenosine to inosine editing; RNA processing. Gene Ontology annotation, cellular component: cytoplasm; nucleolus. Gene Ontology annotation, molecular function: double-stranded RNA binding; double-stranded RNA adenosine deaminase activity; tRNA-specific adenosine deaminase activity. The record is from RefSeq and is a predicted model, not a curated record. The transcript has 10 exons. The coding region runs from base 263 to 2527 and encodes 754 amino acids. Lineage: Eukaryota; Metazoa; Chordata; Actinopteri; Siluriformes; Bagridae.
AGAGCAAACGGCUUUAACCCGAGUGAGGGGCAAAUGAGACGCCGCGUUAAGAGAGGCAGUUAGAGCGCAGUUUCCACACAGAGGUGAAGCAGUAAAGGACAGGCGGAGGGACACUGAGCGGAUGCGGUACAGAGCUUCACCGAUGCGCCGCGCUCAGCGAACCUGAACAAGUUUUGUGUGCGUGUGCGCGCGCGCGCGUGUUUGCGGGUGCGUGUUUCUUGCCGAAAAGCCCGAGCUCAUCAACUUGUCCCGAUCCGCUCCGAUGGCUUCAAUACUCGGCGGCAGUAGCGGCGGCGGUGCGGGAAGCAGCCAGAUCAGGUGCAAGUUCAAACGGAGAAGGAGGAGAAGAUCCAAGCGCAAAGAAAAAGUGAGCAGUAUGCUGUCUGCACUCAUCGUCCCCUUCAAGUAUAUGAGUCCAGGUCCAAGCAGCACAGAGGAUGAAGACACACUGAGUACCAGCAGUACAGAGGUGAAAGAGAACUGGAACACGGGGAACUUUGAGGACCGUACAAUCAUGGCAUCGGAUCGUCCGUCUUUCUUCCUGUCCGAUUCAUCCCGGAGCGGGACAGGCGCUCUGAAACGGAAGCGUCCGUUAGAGGAGGACAACAACGGGCGCAUAUGUGAGCUGCGAGUGUGCUGCAGAAGGUCCUCAUGGUCAGACACGCCGAAGAACGCCGUGGUGCAGCUGAACGAGCUGCGUCCAGGUCUGCAGUACCGCACCGUGUCCCAGACGGGCCCGGUGCACGCUCCGCUCUUCUCCAUCGCCGUCGACGUCAACGGGCUCACCUUUGAAGGAACGGGCCCAACUAAGAAAAAGGCUAAGAUGAGGGCAGCUGAGUUAGCGCUUAGCUCCUUCGUGCAGUUCCCCAACGCCGCUCAGGCUCACUCAGCCAUGGGAGGAGUAUCGAAUCCCACCACGGACUUCACCUCCGACCUUUCGGACUUCCCGGAAACGCUCUUUAAAGGUUUCGAACAGGACGGUUUUCGUUCAGCCAAAUCUGAGCUGCUCUCUAGCGCCCUCCGUUUGCGACACAAGCUGGACUUGAUGGUGGUACAAGCGAGGCAAGGCGACACCCACUUUUCCACACCUCCACCGACACCUGAACCGCCUCCUCCACCGAGCCCCGUAGUCCUGCUGAAUAACCUGCGGCCGGGAGCGCGCUACGCCUGCCUGUGCCAGAGUGCCCGGGGCCGGCGCGCUCGCCGCUGCUUUGUGAUGGCCGUGCUGGUGGACGGCAGAAUAUUCGAGGGCACAGGCUGCAGCAAAAAGCUGGCAAAGAGAAAGGCGGCGCUGAGUGCCCUGCAGGCGCUCUUCAACAUCACACAGGCACCCGAGGCGAGAGUGGGUAUGAUCAAGCGACCUCAUUUACCCCAGGACUUUGCAGAUGCCGUGUUUCAUUUGGUGAGGGAGAAAUACAGCGAGCUGAUUGGCUGCUCCGCCCUCAUGCACGCAUGUCACAAAGGCUUGGCGGGCAUCGUCAUGACCAGAGGGCUGGAUGUGCGACAAGCUGAAGUCGUAGCACUGGCUACAGGCACUAAGUGCAUUAAUGGAGAGUAUCUGAGUGACCAGGGCCUGACCGUGAACGACUGUCACGCAGAAAUCACAGCCAGACGAGCGUUACUACGCUUUCUCUACUCACACCUGGAGCUGCACCUCAGUAAACGAGAAGAGGACAAGGAGCAGUCCAUCUUCGUUCGACAUAAAGACUCAUCUUUUAGGCUGAGAGAGAACGUCCUCUUCCACAUGUACAUCAGCACGUCACCGUGCGGAGACGCCCGCAUUAACUCACCCUACGAGCUCACCACGGACUUCUCGGUGCACAGCAGCAGACCGGUGGUGAAGAAGUUCCACAGCCAUCUGCGGAGUAAGAUCGAGUCGGGGGAGGGGACGCUGCCGGUCAGGUGCAGAUCAGCCAUACAGACAUGGGACGGAGUGAUGCAGGGCGAGAGACUGGUCACGAUGUCCUGCACAGACAAGAUAGCCAGGUGGAACGUACUCGGCCUCCAAGGGGCGCUGCUGAGUCACUUUGUUGAGCCGGUGUAUCUGUACAGUGUAACUGUAGGCAGCGUGACACACACUGGACACCUCUCCAGAACACUGAGCCAGAGGAUGGAGCGUCUCGGCUCACUUCCUGCCUGCUACCGUCGCAACCAGCCGCUACUAAGCAGUCUGAGCAGCAGUGAGUGUUGGCAGCAGCUCAAGGCAUCGUGCUUGAGCAUGAACUGGACUGCAGGAGACGAGCAGCUGGAGGUGAUCAACGCCUCCGUGGGCAAACGCAGAGACUGUGGAGCUCCAUCACGACUCUGUAAACGUGCACUUUACACGCGCUGGAACAGAGUCUACCGCAAACUGGUAGCGAGCGCUCCGGGUUCAAGCGCCGGCCCACUGACGUACGCCGAGGCCAAGCAGGCGGCAGCAUCCUACCAGAGCGCGAAAGAGCAGUGGGUACGAGCGCUGAGGGAAGCCGGGUUGGGGACGUGGGUCCGGAAACCGGCGGAACAAGAGCACUUCAUGCUGAUGGCGUGAGACGCCGUGACGUAGCGACCACAGACUAAAUACCUCGCUUAUAUACGUCGAGAGCGAGAACGAGUGAAGACUUGCUUUCCCUGAUGGUGACCAGGAGAAAAAACUGGGUUACGGGAAUGACUUUUCAUUUUCACCUUCCAGCGUCCCCUUUCUCUAUUCACCUGCAGCUGUCACACUCCACUAAAUGUGUGUGUGUGUGUGUUAACCUUUGGCAAAGUGAAAGGCAGCAUCCAUGUUGUCAUCGCUGGCCUGUUUCCGGAUGCUCAGCCCCUGUAGAGUUCUUCACGCACCGUCCAAUUAAAGGCGCUGUCAGAAUGAUGUGCCCCUCCUCCCCUCUCUCUCUCUCUCUCUCUCUCUCUCUCUCUCUCUCACACACACACACACUUAUACAAGCCUUACCUUCUUUUUUCCCCCCUUCAUCAAGCACACAAGCUCUCACCUCCAAAAGGGAAAAAAAAAGAGCAGGAGGGUGGUUUGACAUUGCAGCGACAGGUUAAUUCAAGCCCUUUUGUGUGCAGCACAGGGAAUAUAAAGAGACGAGUGGAGGAAAUAGUGACAAGCUAACAUAAAUGGUGCCAUUAAAGCACGGCGGGUCUGUACGGAGCGCUCGAGCCGCUACACCGUGUCGCUUUAAUACCUCUACGCACAUGACAUGCCCUUGUUUUUUUUGUUUCUUUCAUUUAUGUUGCUUUACUGUGUAUUUAUUAAAGGCACACGGCAGGAGCAAGUGACCCAUGCUUAAAAGAAAAAGGGGGUGAAGCGGACACAUGGGAGCGCUGUGGAGGAGAAAUUUGAUUAUUUCUGUGUGAAGGGGUGAAGUAUACAGUACUGCUUUAUUGUUACUGGGAAAAUCCCCUUUCAUGCGGAAUGAAGUAGGUAGAGAGAAGAGGCGGAGAGCUGGAGCCAUUAUGAUUACACUCGGGGGGUUUUGCCACAUGAUGUUUAAUUCUAUCCAGGCGUAUAUUUUAAUGUUGUUCAUUUUUUUAUUAGCUAGUCAUGAGGUCUGUGUGUUUAUCAGGUGACACACAGAGGACCUAAAGUAGACACAAUGAAAAAUUUACUUUAAAAUAAAUAUAUACAAAAUUUAAUGAUGUAAGCGGCUCAUUUUUAGGUUUAAAUAAAAUCAUUACAAGACAUAAAUAUGACCUUUCCUUUUAAAUUAGUAUAUCAUGUGUUUAGGAAAAAAUAAUAAAAAAUUAAACAAAAAAACUGUCAUUUAAAUCGAUAUUAAAAUUCAAGUCAGAUGUUAAAAAAUGCAGUAAUAAAUGUGGAGAUAAAUUAAUACAGAUUUUUGGAUUAAGAUGCCGAUAACCUGUUUUAUAAUUAGGCAUAAAUAGGAUAUUAUAUAUAAUAUUAAAAAUAUUAAAAAUAAAUGAAUGUCAUUAAAAAUAUUAAAAUAAAAUAAAUAUCAUAAAAUAUUAAAUCUUAUGACAAAAACAAUUCUAAAAAAAAAUAAGGGGGAAAAUAUAUAAAUAAAUACUAAUAUUGGUUUAAGGUAAAAAAAAAAAAAAGCAUAAAUCUGAAAUUUAAAAAUCUGAAAUUUUUUUGUCUCAUAUAAAAUGAAGGGGGAAAAAAUCAUAUUGAAAUUGCUAUAUAGAGUUAUUUCCCAAAAUUAAAGAGUGGAAAUUUAGUGAAAAUAAAAAAUAAAAACGCAAAUAAACACUAAUAAAGGUCUAACAUGAAUUUUUAAAUAAAAUAGAAAUACAGAAAAUGAAAAAUGUAUUAUUUCUUAAUUAGAAUAAUGGUUUGCAUUAGAAUUCUAACAUCAAAUAUUAAAACACGUCUCUUUUCGUUUGGAACCUUUUGGUCAUUGAUAUUAUAUAUUAAUAUUUGCCAUGUUAAAAAAAAAUCCAUUUAUAUAUUAGCUGUCUGCGCAUAAGGUCACAUGUCAAUCAAACUCAGUGGGUGGGAUCAGAUGUUAUUAUUGAUUAAUGGAGAGCUAAUAGGGAAAAGAAAAAUGCAUUAAAAUGAAUUUUUCAACAUUUCAUUUCUACUUUCGUCCUCUGGAGUGAGUGAGACGUCUGAUAAAUAACGAAAGCCUGAUGAUUUUCUUGUCCGUUUAGGAUUAUGAGUUCUGAGAUUUGAGAUCCUUCACCGACGGUCCAGUGUAUGAAGCAGCAUUUCAAAGCGUGUCCUAGCUGUAAGAGUGACACCUAGUGGUGGUUCCCUCGGUCCUGUGGGUUUUAGGAUUUGUAAAUGAGCUCUCUGAGCUGUGCAUGAAUCACUUCUCUCCCCCCCCCCCCCCGAACUUCAGUGUUUUCCCCCCGACUCUGUGAUUAACUGUAGACUGAUAUGUAAUAGGCUGAUGCAGUAGAUUAGGAUGGAGAGUUUCGUCCUCCAUCACGGUCUUCCCCGGUCUUUUAAAACCUUUUGCUAAUCCACAUAGCAGCUACGAUUAAAGGGCGGUGAUCCACAUCAUCCCUGCUGCCCCCUCACACUCCUUUAUUAUCCUCGCUAAUCACAGAUUUCCUCCAAAAAUGUCCAAACUAGCCGUCUCAACUAAAAUAUUUGUGAUUAUUUCUCUUUUUCUUUUGCUAUUUAUUCCCCUACACAGGUUAAUCAUUCAUAUCAACGAUUCGUCAAAGAAAAAGAAAAAAAAAUCAUCGGAAGUCAGUAGUAGGCAUGUGACCGAUCGGCAAUAUUGUAAUAUUCUCUGUACAUUUUGUAAACUUUGUAAAAAUAAUGAGAUAAAAAAAAUACAAAAACUAAACAAAAAAAAUAAUCGAGGUGUCGAAAUAAGAUGUAUAUUUAAAUCUGCAAUUAUUCUGCUGCUAAGAUCUGUACAUUGCACUUCGGUUGUACCUUAAAAGUGAAUGUUUAUGUGAAUAAAA